CCCAAGAAAAUAUUCAUGGUUUUAGAGUACUGUCCUGGAGGAGAACUGUUUGAUUACAUAAUUUCCAAGGAUCACCUUUCCGAGGAGGAAGCUCGCAUAUUUUUUCGGCAGAUUGUUUCAGCAAUUGCAUAUGUGCACAGUCAGGGAUAUGCCCACAGGGAUCUCAAACCAGAAAAUUUGCUGAUUGAUGGGGAGCAUAAUCUGAAGCUGAUAGACUUUGGACUUUGUGCAAAGCCAAAGGGUGGCCUUGAUUACCAUCUGAACACCUGCUGUGGAAGCCCAGCUUAUGCGGCACCAGAGCUGAUUCAGGGCAAAGCAUACAUUGGCUCAGAGGCAGAUAUUUGGAGUAUGGGAGUACUGCUGUAUGCUCUACUGUGUGGCUUUCUUCCCUUUGAUGAUGAUAAUGUCAUGGCUGUCUACAGGAAGAUCACGAGAGGAAAAUACAGUACUCCAAACUGGCUCUCUCCUAGCAGUACAUUGCUCCUUGAUCAAAUGCUGCAGGUCGACCCAAAGAAGCGGAUUACAAUCCAACACCUGUUAAGUCACCCUUGGCUCAUGGAAGGUUUUUCUGAUACUGUUCAAUGGCAAAGUAAAUACCCACUGGGACAUCUUGAUGAGGACUGUGUAACAGAGCUUUCUGUGUUUCAUGAGCAGAGCAGGGAGACUAUAUUGCAAUUAAUAACAGAGUGGAAAUAUGACCACAUGUCAGCAACAUACCUCUUGCUUCUAUCCAAGAAGGCUCGUGGCAAGCGUGUUCGUUUAAGGUUUCCGUGUCUAACAGAGCAUGCCAGUUCCAUGAUGUCAACCGUCCUUGAGCAUUCGAGGCCUGAUGCCCAACCGGAGGAUAUGGAACUCAAACUGUCAACUCCAGUGACAAGAAAAGUGGCAUCAAAGAAGCAUAAAGACAAAGAGAAUGUUGAGACAGUGUCAGCUUUAAGAUAUGAAAUGCCCUUUGUGCUUCCUAAGACUCCUCUUGCAAAAAGUCAGAUUGAGACAGAGGUACAAGCUGUUCCCCUUGGGGCAUCUGCUUUCAAAGAGAGUCAGUUCACUGCAGUCACCCCAGUUAAGAAACCCGAUAACCGAACAAAUGCAGAUGAAUUGUCAGCAGCGGAGAUUCUUCCUGAAAGAAGGUGUCAGUCAGUGGAAUUAGAUCUUGACCUUGCACAUGUGGAUAGCAGCCAAAAGAAGAGAAAAGCCAAAAUAUUUGGAAGUCUUGAAAGAGGCCUAGAUAAAGUGAUCACAAUGCUCACACCAAGCAAGAAAAAACGAUGCACUAGAAACUGUCCAAGGAAACUUAAGGCACACUGUAACAUUACCACCACUCAUCUGCUGAAUCCAGACAAACUGUUGAAUGAAAUAAUCAUUGUUCUUUCAAAGAAGCAUGUGGAAUAUGUUCAGAAGGGUUAUACCCUGAAAUGUCAAACACGGUCAGAUUUUGGUAAAGUAACUAUGGAGUUUGAGUUAGAAGUAUGUCAGCUCACUAAGCCUGAAGCAGUGGGUAUCCGGCGACAACGGCUUAAAGGAGAUGCCUGGGUCUAUAAGAGACUGAUAGAAGACAUCUUAUCUAGCUGCCAAGUGUGAGUGGCAGUCUUUUAUCACGAUGUUUUAGAAAGGUCUUUUCAGACAAGUAAUUCUUUCUCACGGUCACAGCUAUAUGUGAAAAAUCUGUCAUCUUGGAUUUUUAACCAUCCCUCCUUGUACAUUUUCCUUCUGUAUGCUUCCAUUAAUACUAGGUUUGUAAUAAAUGUUCUGCAACUACAACUUUUCUGAAGCA
Molecule: messenger RNA, 1774 nt
Organism: Lonchura striata (white-rumped munia)
Lineage: Eukaryota; Metazoa; Chordata; Aves; Passeriformes; Estrildidae
Source: RefSeq, a predicted model, not a curated record